Striga asiatica is the source of this 2686-nucleotide messenger RNA. The record is from the annotation of a GenBank genome assembly. NCBI's taxonomy places the organism in Eukaryota, Viridiplantae, Streptophyta, Magnoliopsida, Lamiales, Orobanchaceae.
CUACUUAGUACUGUGUCGCCCCCUUUUUCUGAUUCUUGUCUCUUUGCUUUUUUCCUUUUUACUCCCUUGUUAUUCCCCCAUUAACACUUCUCAUUCCGAAGCCCAGAUCCAUCCUCUGCUAUAUCCCUCUCUAUCUAACACUGUCACUCUCACUUCUUAAGUUGGAGUCCUUUCCUCUCGCUCUAGCUUUACUGCAUCUGCGAGGUUUGGCAGCUCGCCUGAGAUUCAUCUAUCCAACCCAACUAACCUCUCUUAAACUCGAGGCUGCAGAUUCAAAAUAAGCUCCUCAUUACCAAUGACUCCUCAAUAAAAGGUGUAUGGAAAAUGUUUUAGGUUCCUCUCCAAGAAAACUGGAAACAUAAAAAAAAAAAAAAAAACAGAAUUGGAGGGAAAAGUCAAACAAAAUGGAAGAAAUACAAUCCCAAUCAGACCAUUACAGGUCCUCAUCAUCAUCCGCGAGUAGCCCAACAAGUAGAGUACCUUCAGGCAAUUUCUUCUACCUCCGAAAACCCGGUGCUCUCAGGCAGCCCAUCUCGUUCGAGGACUCACCUGACUGGGAAGACACUGACAUUGAAGUCAAAAUUGAUGAGGGCAGGGCUGACUCCAUUAACACAGCCACUACACCGGGCUCUCCUUCUCUCUCGAAGCUCAACAGCGGCUCUUUGCCUUCUCCUCCACUGCCCGAGGGAGCAGCUGUUCUGAGAAAGGCAGCAGGGGUAACAAUUGUGUGGAGGGACCUAACUGUUAAUAUAAAGGGAAAAAGGAAGUAUUCAGAUAGGGUCAUCAAGAGCUCGAAUGGUUAUGGGCUACCGGGCACAAUGACUGUGAUUAUGGGCCCCCCCAAGUCUGGAAAAUCCACGCUCUUGAGGGCUCUUGCAGGAAGAUUGCCUGAUUCGGCUAGAGUUUACGGUGAGGUUCUUGUAAAUGGCGUGAAAUCACGAAUACCGUAUGGGGCUUACGGAAAGAAACUCGGUAUUGUGCUUUCUGCAGUUGAUUUCUUUGACUUGUUGCGAAGCUCUUCUAUUAGUAUAUCUGUGUCUAUUGACCUUGCAGUUGUGGAACCUCCAUAUCUAAUUUUGAACACAGCUAAGAUGAAUAGAGAAACCACACUUAUUGAAUCCUUGACCGUGCGCGAGUACCUUUACUACUCAGCCUUGCUUCAGCUUCCGGGCUUCCUUUCUAGGAAGAGCAGCGGGGUCGAGGAUGCCAUUCUUGCCAUGUCAUUGGGAGAUUAUGCGAAUAAGCUAGUAGGCGGGCACUGUCAUUUGAAGGGCCUUCCGAGUGGCGAGAGAAGGCGGAUCGCAAUUGCCAGGGAGCUUGUGAUGAGACCCCAAAUCUUGUUUAUUGAUGAGCCUCUUUACCAUCUCGACAGUGUAUCUGCACUUCUUAUGAUGGUUACACUGAAGAAGCUUGCGAGUACAGGCUGCACUCUCAUCUUCACCAUUUGCCAAAGCAGCACGGAAGUGUUUGGCCUUUUUGACCGAAUUUGUCUUCUUUCAAGUGGAAACACGUUGUUUUUCGGGGAAACACUUGCGUGUUUGCAGCAUUUCUCGAAUGCUGGAUUUCCUUGCCCAAUAAUGCAGAGUCCAUCCGAUCACUUUCUGAGAGCUAUAAAUACAGAUUUUGACAGGAUUAUUGCAAUGUGCAAAAAUUGGCAGGAUGACCAUGGAGAACUUUCAGCAGUUAAUAUGGACACUGCCGUUGCAAUUCGCACUCUCGAAGCUACAUAUAAAUCAUCUGCAGAUGCAGCUGCUGUUGAGACUAUGAUUUUGAAGCUUACAGAGAAGGAAGGUCCAUUUCUCAAGAGCAAAGGCAAAGCAAGCUGUUUCACAAAAAUUGGAAUAUUGACUUGGAGAUCAUUGUUGAUUAUGUCAAGGGAGUGGAAAUAUUAUUGGCUUCGCUUGUUUCUUUACAUUUUCCUGGCUCUAUGUAUUGGUACCGUGUUCUAUGGUUUGGGGCACUCUUUAUCUUCAGUUGGAGCUAGAGUUGGAGCUGUAUUUACAUUCGUGGCAUUCACUUCACUUCUGAGUAUAGCCGGCAUCCCCGCGCAAUUGAAAGAAAUCAAGAUUUACUCCUGUGAAGAGGCGAACCAGCAUUCGGGGACAUUUGUUUUCUUAAUCGGGCAACUUUUGUCCAGUAUCCCGUUUUUACUUCUCCUCUCAGUCUCCUCGAGUUUGGUCUUCUAUUUCCUUAUCGGCCUACGUGAUGAGUUCCACUUGUUGAUAUAUUUUGUGCUGAAUUUCUUCAUGUGCCUUCUCGUCAACGAGGGACUCGUGCUGCUUGUUGCGUCCUUUUGCCGGAAUAUCUUCCGGAGUAUCUUGAUAUUGGUGACUGCACAUGGGCUUUUGGAGAAUGAGUAUAUUGGUACAUCUUUUGCCGUUGGCCAGGUAAGAUCAAUCACCGGUUACGAAGCGCUGCAAAAUUCGUACGACAUAUCAGCCGAUGCAAAUUCAAAGUGGGGAAAUUUACUGAUACUGUUUCUUAUGGCUGUUGGGUACCGUAUUCUUGUUUUUAUCCUGCUACAAUUUCGUGUCAAGAGGACCAUCUCCCUUUUUGGUUUGUUUCGGUGUAAUCAAAAUACAAACAAUGCAAGAUAAAACAGAUUGGAAUGAUGAGAUACUUAUGAGAUAUUUAUGUUUUUGUUUUUUGGAAGUUAAAUUGUCUCUUUUAUGUUUUGUUUUUCUCU